Molecule: messenger RNA, 3354 nt
Organism: Lactuca sativa (garden lettuce)
Lineage: Eukaryota; Viridiplantae; Streptophyta; Magnoliopsida; Asterales; Asteraceae
Product: putative calcium-transporting ATPase 11, plasma membrane-type
Biological process (GO): calcium ion transmembrane transport
Cellular component (GO): plasma membrane; intracellular membrane-bounded organelle
Molecular function (GO): P-type calcium transporter activity; calmodulin binding; ATP binding
Source: RefSeq, a predicted model, not a curated record
AGUGAGACACCGAGGCGCGUUUGGAUCUGUGAUCAGUCAUUAUUGUUCAUCUGGUCUUCCAUUGGUCUAUUCGACCUUAACAACCACUUGCUUUUGGCUCACCGAAGCUUCAAAAUACUCACUGUUUUUUCUGUUUCGAUUAAGUUCCCUGAUUUUCCUUUCCUCACUCUCUCGCUAAACUGAUCAACUAUCUGCAAUGGUGGAAAGCUACCUAGGCGACGAGUUUCAUCUUCCGCCUAAGAAUCCGUCGGAUGAAGCACUGAAGAACUGGCGCAAAGCCUGCUACCUCGUCAAGAACCGUAGCCGAAGAUUCCGGCAUGUCGCAGACCUCCCUAAGCGGUCUAUUCAUCGGGAUAGGAUUUCCAAAAUCAAGGAAAACCUGCGGGUUAGCUUUUACACUGUGAGAGCAGCAUUGCGAUUUAUGGAUGGCGCUCCUCAUUUAGAAAAUCAUCAAACACCAGAUGCAAAAGCCUCCGACAUCCGUAAUAAUCCAGAUAACCUCGCAUCCAUGGUUCAAAACUAUAGCAUCAAAACGUUACGAUCGCUGGGUGGAGUUGAUGGAGUCGCUAAAGCCAUAGACGUAUCUAUAGAUGAAGGCGUCAAAUCCACGGAUUUAUCCAUUAGACAAGACACUUACGGCGUCAACAAAUACACAGAAAAGCCUUCGAAAAGCUUUUUUAUGUUCGUCUGGGAGGCUCUUCAUGAUCUAACUCUCAUCAUCCUUAUAGUCUGUGCAGUUGUUUCCAUAGGUGUAGGCCUCGCCACGGAAGGCUUUCCAGAUGGAAUAUACGAUGGAUUGGGAAUCCUUCUUAGUAUUUUACUAGUAGUUACCGUUACUGCCGUUAGCGACUACAGACAAUCCUUACAAUUCAAGGAUUUAGACAAGGAAAAGAAGAAGAUUUCAUGUCACGUAACCAGAGAUGGAUACCGGAAAAAGGUGUCGAUUUACGAUUUGGUUGUCGGAGACGUCGUCCAUUUAUCAAUCGGCGAUCAAGUUCCGGCCGAUGGAAUAUUCAUAUCUGGAUACAGUUUGUUGAUCGACGAAUCUAGUUUGACCGGAGAGAGCCGUGCAGUCAACGUAGACGAGACUAAACCGUUUCUUCUCGGUGGGACCAAAGUCCAAGACGGCUCAGCCAAGAUGCUUAUAGCCGCCGUCGGGAUGAGAACCGAAUGGGGAAAAUUAAUGGAAACUUUAAGCGAAGAGGGAGAAACCGAAACCCCACUUCAAGUCAAAUUAAACGGCGUCGCUACAAUCAUCGGUAAAAUCGGUUUGAUCUUCGCAGUGUUGACUUUUCUUGUCUUGACUAUCCGGUUCUUAAUAGAAAAAGCAUUGCGACAAGAGUUUUCAAGCUGGAAUUCGAGUGACGCAUUAACUAUGUUAGACUAUUUUGCCACUGCAGUAACCAUUAUCGUUGUUGCUGUCCCGGAAGGACUGCCAUUAGCCGUGACUUUAAGUCUCGCGUUUGCUAUGAAAAAAUUGAUGAACGACAAGGCACUCGUGAGACAUCUAUCUGCAUGUGAAACAAUGGGUUCUUCCACUAACAUAUGCACCGAUAAAACCGGGACAUUAACCACGAAUCAUAUGGUCGUCGACAAAAUAUACGUAUCCGGUAAGACAAAAGACGUAAACGACCCUCCGGAACUCCCUGAAAACGUGUUGACCAUUCUGUUACAGUGUAUAUUCGAAUGUACAUGUUCCGAAGUGGUCAAGGGUACCGAUGGAAAAACUUCAAUUCUAGGCACUCCUACCGAAUCCGCGAUAUUGGAAUAUGGAUUACAUUUAGGUGGUGAUUUUGGGACAGUUCGUAGCGAGAUUAAGCUACUAAAAAUGGAGCCGUUUAAUUCUUCCAAAAAGAGAAUGUCGGUCAUUACGAAACUGCCUGGCGGGCAGAUACGCGCCUUUAUCAAAGGCGCGUCUGAAAUAGUAUUAGGAAUGUGUGACAAGUUAUUGGAUGGAAGUGGAGAAAGUGUUGUAAUGUCGGAAGAGAAAGUGAGAUUUAUUACGAGUGUUAUAAAUGGAUUUGCCAGUAAUGCUUUGAGGACUCUUUGUUUGGCUUAUGUUGAUGUGGAAGGGGAAGGUGAGUUUGAUAUGAAAAAAGAGUUGCCAAAUUGUGGGUAUACGCUGAUUGCGGUUGUUGGUAUUAAGGAUCCGCUUAGGCCAGGGGUUAAGGAAGCAGUGGAGACUUGUUUAGCAGCUGGGAUUACUGUUCGUAUGGUUACGGGUGAUAAUAUUAACACGGCUCGAGCCAUUGCCAGGGAAUGUGGUAUACUGACUGAUGGUGGGUUAGCCAUUGAAGGGCCAGUGUUUCGAGCUAAAUCAGAUGAAGAAAAGCGUAAACUAGCACCGAGCAUUCAGGUAAUGGCUAGAUCAUCACCAACAGACAAGUUAAAGCUUGUAGAGCAUUUGAGGGGUCUGUCUGAAGUUGUUGCAGUCACGGGUGAUGGGACAAAUGAUGCUCCAGCUUUACAUGAAUCAGAUAUCGGAUUCGCCAUGGGUAUAGCAGGAACAGAGGUUGCAAAAGAACAAGCUGAUGUAAUCGUGUUGGAUGAUGAUUUUGCAACAAUCGUAAAAGUAGCAAAAUGGGGACGUGCAGUUUACAUAAACAUUCAGAAGUUUGUUCAGUUUCAGUUAACUGUCAACAUCGUUGCUCUAAUGAUUAAUUUUGUUUCAGCCUGCAUUACAGGGUCUGCACCCCUUACUGCUGUACAGUUGCUAUGGGUGAACCUGAUCAUGGACACUUUAGGUGCGUUGGCUCUAGCCACCGAACCACCAAAUGAUGGACUCAUGAACAGACCACCUGUUAAACGAACCGAAAGUUUUAUUACAAAGACCAUGUGGCGCAAUAUUAUUGGCCAAAGUGUUUACCAAAUGGCUGUCCUAUUCGUCUUGAAUUUCGCUGGAAAAUCCAUUCUCAAUUUGGACUCAACUGAAAUCCUCAAUACUUUCAUCUUCAACACCUUCGUCUUCUGUCAGGUCUUUAAUGAAGUAAACAGCCGGGACAUUCAUAAGAUAAAUGUGUUUCGUGGCAUGUUGAGCAGUUGGAUUUUCGUUGGUGUCAUGGUGUCUACUGUUGUUUUUCAGGUUAUUAUUGUUGAGUUCCUUGGCACUUUUGCAAGCACUGUGCCACUAGACUGGGAACUCUGGGCACUUAGCAUUGCAAUUGGGUUCUUGAGCAUGCCAAUUGCCAUUGUUUUGAAGUGCAUUCCUGUUGAGAAGUCACCCGUGAAACACCCCAAACACCCUGAUGGUUACGUUAUCAUCCCUGGUGGCCCAGAAGGUGUUUGAUGAAUUGCCAAAAAGAACAUAAACAAACCCAACUUCAGGUUUAUGAAGCAUUUAUAAUUACAAGGGUA